UGCGUGUCUUUGACAAGCCGCCGUUUGGAAGGCGCAGGCGCGAACUGCUUGAAGCUCCGUGCAACUGAAACCACCAAAUCGACGAAACCAAUAUGGCGUACUUGCAAGCCAAACUCGUCAAUAAUUUACUGGAGUUUUUCGUGAAAAAUUGACAUAAAUAAGUGUACAAACUGAGAGUUUCCAAUGAAAAACUGUGUAAAAGUGCGGUGUCUACGAUUUCCGAUGUGAUUUGAAGGCCCAUGUCCAUUUAAAACAGCAAAAAAGGAGAUAAUAAGUUGUGAUAUGGCAGAAGAUGCAGCUGAAAAGGAAGCUAGCGAAGUUCUCCAUAGCUUAUUAUCAGUGGAAAGGGUGGAGAAACAAGAAAUUAUCGUAGAUGGUAACGAUAAUCAUUCAACUCAUACCUUCCAAACAAAUGGUUCUGCUGAUAUAACCAAUGGAGAAGCAACUAUUCAGUACACUCCUGUAUCUAUAUCACAUUCCUUAUUCUCUGCUAUCGAUGGUUCAGCUCAUUUUGCAAAUACCAUAGAUGACCAACAAGUGGUUAUUUGGGAAGGGCACGCCAUAGUGGACCCUAUAGAGAACAGUAUUAAUGCCAUUUAUAAUGGUCAUCCAAUGCAAGACGACGAACCUGACGAAAUUGAACCCGAACCACCCAAAUCUCUUCCGGAACCCAAACCAAAAUCUUCAGGAAAGUCUAAACAAGCUCCCGCUUCGAAUAGUACCACGAAGAAAAAAGCUCCACCAAAGAAAAAGAAGAAAACUGUAGGCGUAGCACUAAGUGAACCCACAAAACUUGAAGAAAGCCCUUUGCAAGUCAAAGAAAUAUUUAAACGCGGAUGCGAGUGUCAGGAUGAGAGCUGCUUCAGAGGGUUGAACCCAGAGACUGUAUUCAAACACCGUCACAACAUUGCUGAACUGACCAAGGGGGAACACGACAUGUAUCUUAUGGGGGUGACUAUGGCAUGUUUGGCCAACCCUGAUACGACAGUGCGCCAUAGAGAAAGGCGUAGGCUCAGGGCUCAGUACGUUUACCAGGGUAGGAGGGUCUGUUUGGAUGCUUUCCUGUAUUUAGAAAACUGCACGCAUUAUCAGUUGAAGAGGAUUAGAAAACAUGUAAUGACACACGGUGUAACGCCGAGAAUUCACGGUAACUAUGGCAAGAAACCGCAUAAUACUUUCUCGCUGGAUAUUUACUGUCACGCCAGGGAAUUUUUGAAACAAUAUCUCGAACAACAUACAGGCGAAAGAGAUAUUUUAAACACCAAACAGCCCAUACAGCUUCGAUGGGAUGUAACAAGGAAAAAUUUACAUGACGCUUACAAAGAAUAUGGUCAAAUCUUGGAGCCAGGUAUCAAGCUAAUGGGCUACUCAACUUUCCGGCAUUUUAUGAGGGAACAGUUCCCUCACGUGAAAUUCUCAAAGAACGAAUCGAAAAACACCGGUCAGCAUCACAACCAAACCCAGCAUGUCCAGCAACCGGUCCAAAUUCAGCCUCAAAUACAGCCAGCUCCCCCACAAAUACAAACUAUAGAGAGGCCAAGGGAACAGGCUGUCCAGCAAGUUCAAAAAUGCGUGAUUAACAACGAAGUCCAGCAAGUUAUACCUCUGGUGGUCGCUCCUACUGACAGUACCAAUCAGCACCAUCAGCAGACAUUUUUAGUUACUCCAGUACCUCAGCUUAUAUCAAAUACAAAUUUGGUAACUUCUCAAAAUACAACUAACCACAAUACGGGCAAUACUUUCUCGUAUCAGCUCACAAAUGCGGGCUAUGUGAUUAAUGAUCAAAAUAAUAUAGUGACGACUAUGGCAAAUGGGCAGCACACGCCAUAUUUUGGCAGGUUACAGUGAAGUACAAAGUUUGUUUCUUAGUUUUAAGUUAUUUUUUAUUGUGAUGUUAGUAGUUUUAGAAAAAAAAGUUCUGUUCUGACGAUAUACUCUUUUCGUUUAUAAAUUAGAAAAAUCCAAAUAUUAGACUGAAAAAAAAAGACACAUAGUCCUUCCAUAUUCGUGUUUUUUAUUUAUAUAAAACUAGAUUUAACAAAAAUUUCAGGACAAAAUUUCGGUACUUAAAAAUAUUAAUACAUGUUGAUCAGUAUUACUUUGUAAGUUUUCGAGACUUAUUUUUUAUCAAUCUAAAAUUGAAAUUAAAAUAACCCUUGCCAUAAAGUUACUUAAUGAUAAUAAUGAUAGAUAUACAAAAUCCAGAUGACUAUAGAAAAAAUAAAUAAAUUUGUUGCAUCUAUCUAGUUUGUAGUAACGAAAAACUUAAAUGUGAUAUGUUUCUCUACAUAAGAUAAUCUAAGGCCUGUACAUAGAGUAGCACACAGUCUAAGUAAAUAAUUUAUUUUUUAUCUUUAAUAUGUAGUUUUAGGGUUUUUUAAGAUUUUCCUUAUUGUUGCUCAUUUUUCAGAUAUUUUGAUAAAUAAUAAUAAUUCCACUUGUUUUAAAAUAAAAAAUGUAAAGUUUUUCUGUGUUUAAUAAAAAAGUCUAAAAAUACUAG
This is a messenger RNA of Sitophilus oryzae (rice weevil), 2500 nucleotides long. RefSeq lists its product as uncharacterized. The record is from RefSeq and is a predicted model, not a curated record. Lineage: Eukaryota; Metazoa; Arthropoda; Insecta; Coleoptera; Curculionidae. The transcript is spliced from 3 exons. The coding region runs from base 283 to 1848 and encodes 521 amino acids.